Drosophila subpulchrella is the source of this 1515-nucleotide messenger RNA. It is a transcript of the gene Ugt307A1, whose product is annotated as UDP-glucuronosyltransferase. Gene Ontology annotation, molecular function: UDP-glycosyltransferase activity. The transcript is spliced from 2 exons. The coding region runs from base 1 to 1515 and encodes 504 amino acids. The record is from RefSeq and is a predicted model, not a curated record. NCBI's taxonomy places the organism in Eukaryota, Metazoa, Arthropoda, Insecta, Diptera, Drosophilidae.
AUGAAAGGUUUGCCGGUCAGUCGGUCACAUUUGUGGUUCGCUUUCACAGCAUUUUUCCUGCUGUCUGAUAACAUAGCGCCAGUGGAAUCCCAUCAUAUUUUGGGUCUAUUCGUCAAUGUUCAUCGGUCCCAGUUAAUGGUCCAUUUGGCAGUAUGUCGAGCUCUGUCACAGAAGGGUCACCACUUAACUUUGGUCACCACAUUGCCGUUGGAGGAGCAGGAAUUGCGGGGAAAUGUGUCACACAUUUUGAUUCCAUGGAAGCAGCCAGAAGAGGAGCAGAGAGGGUCUUCCUCGGACCUAAUUUGGCGCUUGGAACGGAUGUUUAAGCGGCUGGAACGUUCUGGAGAUUUGCUCGAUCUGCCAGAGUGGAAGAAAUUCCUAAAAAAUGCACCCAAUAUUCCCUAUGGUCUCCUACUAUUGGGCUAUCAUUUCAACGAUCAUCUGUUGGGAGUGGCUGCUCAUUUUAACUGCCCAGUGGCCAUAAUUUCCACCCAACAGCCCACUGGAUUUGUGAACAGCCUCAUGGGCAAUCCCGAAGAGCGAUGGUAUGUCCCACAACCGUAUGAUGGACACCAGAGAAGUGGAAUCUCAGCCUGGAUCUUUGGAGUUUGGGAGAAGCUUAUGGAAGUAUUGGCGAGGAGAGUUCUAGCAAGGAUUUACAGCGUACAUUUUCCCGAACCUCGUUAUCCUAGCUUUGAAACCAUGCGCCAAUCGGUUGCUUUGGCCCUAAAUAAUCAUCACAUGAUCAGCGAGGGGCCUAUAGCUCCACUAUUACCAAAUAUGGUGGAUAUAGGAGGUAUUGUCUUGGAACAGAAAUCAGUUGACACCUCAUUGGAAAUAUCAACAAGCAAUCGAUCGAUAAUUAUCUUUAGUUUGGGAACUCGUUUCACUUGGCGGAAAUCUACUCAGAAACUGCUGGAGACUUUUACAAAAGCUUUUGCUCACUUUGCGGACUAUGACAUUUACUGGACUUACGAUGGACCAAAUCGGAGUGCUAUCAGUCUUGAUAAUCCUCAUUUAAAAGUCGCCAAAUGGUGGCCCCAAAGUCAGUUAUUGGCCAGUGGAAAAGUUCGAUUGUGUAUCACUCAUGGUGGAAAAGGCAGUCUAUCGGAGGCUCUAUACUAUGGAGUGCCCAUGCUGGGACUACCUUUGAUAGGCGAUCAACGAGGAAAUCUUCAGAGGAUGCAAUCCAAAAAUUGGGGCCUUACAUUGUCUACUCAUAACCUCACUCAUUUCGAACUAGCCAAAACAAUGGAUAGAAUACUUAGAUCUCCAAGUUAUGCUGAAUCCAUAUCCAUAGCCUCCCAAAUUUAUCGAGAUCGUCCAAUGAAGUCUAGCAAUUUGGCCAAUUAUUGGAUCGAGUACAUCAUUCGUCACAAAGGAGCCAGAAAUUUAUGCAAUCCCGCCAGGCAACUAAAUGUCAUCGAAUAUUAUGCCAUCGAUGUUUAUGUGAUCAUCUAUGGGGUCUUAAUUCUAACCAUAACCAUACUCAGAAAAAUAAAUCGCUUGUUGUGA